AGGUUAAAGGCGGCGACUUCCCCUCGUGGGAAGCUCAGUUCUCGUCUGUGGACUCGUGGCUCGUGUUCACCCGAGCCUCUUGUUGCCUUUUCAGAGCUCGCAAACUUCGAGAAGAACGUCAACCAGGCGAUCCACAAAUACAACGCUUACAGAAAAGCAGCAUCUGUGAUAGCAAAGUACCCACACAAAAUAAAGAGUGGAGCAGAAGCUAAGAAACUGCCCGGAGUUGGAACAAAAAUUGCUGAAAAGAUUGAUGAGUUUUUAGCAACUGGAAAAUUGCGUAAACUGGAAAAGAUUCGGCAGGAUGAUACAAGUUCAUCCAUCAAUUUCCUGACUCGAGUUACUGGUAUUGGUCCAUCUGCUGCAAGGAAGUUUGUAGAUGAAGGAAUUAAAACAUUAGAAGAUCUCAGAAAAAAUGAAGAUAAAUUGAACCAUCAUCAGCGAAUUGGGCUGAAAUAUUUUGAGGACUUUGAGAAAAGAAUUCCUCGUGAAGAGAUGUUACAAAUGCAAGAUAUUGUACUAAACGAAGUUAAAAAAGUGGAUUCUGAAUACAUAGCUACAGUCUGUGGCAGUUUCAGAAGAGGUGCAGAGUCCAGUGGUGACAUGGAUGUUCUUCUGACCCAUCCAAGUUUUACCUCUGAGUCAAACAAACAGCCAAAACUGUUACAUCGUGUUGUGGAGCAGUUACAAAAGGUCUGUUUUAUUACAGAUACUCUGUCAAAAGGUGAAACAAAAUUCAUGGGUGUUUGCCAACUUCCCAGUAAAAAUGAUGGAAAGGAAUAUCCACACAGGAGAAUUGAUAUCAGGUUGAUACCCAAGGAUCAAUAUUACUGUGGUGUUCUCUAUUUCACGGGGAGUGAUAUUUUCAAUAAGAAUAUGCGAACUCAUGCUUUAGAAAAGGGUUUCACAAUCAAUGAAUACACGAUCCGUCCCCUAGGAGUCACUGGAGUUGCUGGAGAACCCCUGCCAGUAGAUAGUGAGAAAGACAUCUUUGACUACAUCCAGUGGAAAUACCGAGAGCCCAAGGAUCGAAGUGAAUGAGGCCUAUCCUUCCCCAGCACAGCCCAACAAGAGUCUUAAUUUAUUUCUUAACCUUUGCUAUGUAAGGGUCUUUGGUGUUUUUAAAUGAUUGUUUCUUCUUCAUGUUUUAGCUUGUACCGUAGUCAAUAAAACCUAAUGCACUAUUAUCAGA
Molecule: messenger RNA, 1192 nt
Organism: Myotis brandtii (Brandt's bat)
Lineage: Eukaryota; Metazoa; Chordata; Mammalia; Chiroptera; Vespertilionidae
Gene: POLB
Product: polymerase (DNA directed), beta
Exons: 13
Biological process (GO): double-strand break repair via nonhomologous end joining
Cellular component (GO): nucleus
Molecular function (GO): DNA binding; DNA-directed DNA polymerase activity
Source: RefSeq, a predicted model, not a curated record